This is a messenger RNA of Pygocentrus nattereri (red-bellied piranha), 1390 nucleotides long. RefSeq names its product cyclin-O protein B. Bases 98 to 1069 code for a protein of 323 amino acids. Gene Ontology annotation, cellular component: cyclin-dependent protein kinase holoenzyme complex; nucleus; cytoplasm. Lineage: Eukaryota; Metazoa; Chordata; Actinopteri; Characiformes; Serrasalmidae. The transcript has 3 exons. The record is from RefSeq and is a predicted model, not a curated record. Gene Ontology annotation, biological process: regulation of cyclin-dependent protein serine/threonine kinase activity; mitotic cell cycle phase transition. Gene Ontology annotation, molecular function: cyclin-dependent protein serine/threonine kinase regulator activity.
UGUUCCGGAGCUGUGAAAGCCACAGACGAGCAAACGUAAAGCCUGUUGAAGAGAAUUCGGUUCUGACCGACGGGCCACUGCUAAUAUCAGCCAAGCUAUGUCCACUUUUAGUGAUUCAGGCUUCGAAGAGGACCUCCAGAGCCCUUCUCCAUCUAAACUGUUCACAGCGCCGCGGACGGGAGAGCUGAAUGAAAGACUGACAGCUGAGUGCCAUGAGAUGAACUACGACGAGAGCUGCUUCAUAAUUCAGAGAAACAACGAGAAGAAAUUCCUUGCUGUUAAUUGUUUGGCUUGUCAACCACAGAUUACGGCUGAAGCUCGCUGCAAGCUGGUGAGCUGGCUCAUAGCUGUCUGUAAACACUUCAGCCUCUCCUUUGAAUCCUGUUGCUUGGCUGUGAACAUCAUGGACCGUUUUUUGGUCACCACGUCUGUGGCUGCGGACUGCUUCCAGCUGCUGGGUGUCACGUCCUUACUGGUCGCCACGAAACAUGUUGAGGUGUGUUCGCCUCGCAUCAAGCACCUGCUCUCACUCUGCUGCAACUCCUUCUCCAGAGAGCAGCUCUGCAACCUUGAAUGUCUUAUUCUUGUCAGACUCAACUUUCGCCUGGCUGCACCAACCCUCGCUUUUUUCCUCGACUACUUCAUCAAUCGGGAGUUAUCCUGGCACAGAGUUAGUGAAGAAGAUGCUAAGAUCAUCAGAGUGCAUGAGGGCAAAAAGUGCAAGGGCUGGAAACCAACUGAGGACCAGCUCUCCACCAUGAAGAAGUAUAAAUUCUUUGCCCGCAAGGUCUGCGAGCUGAGUCUUGCAGACUAUGCUUUCAACAAGUAUCAACCCUCUGUGAUUGUGCAGAGCGCAAUAAAUCUGACAAAGGACCUCUUCAGAAGACAGUUUAAACAGUCCUCCCUCGAACACUCCAGCUUCUCAGAGAUCUUAGACUUGCUCAGCAUUGGAGACCACAGGUCAUCAGACUCAGACACUCAGUCUUUAGUUCAACAGUGCACAGAAGAGUUGAGGUUGUUGGUGUCACUCAAUCAAGAAUCAAUUCAGGACUUACUAGCAAUGGUGUAAAGGCUGCUUUAUAGUGCUUGUAACAUUUGAAGGACAUUUCUGUUUCAUGUUAAAUAUGCAUGAAACAUCAGUUAUUGCACCUAUGAAGCAUCAGUUAUUGCCACUGCACACAUACAAGCCGUGUAGUAUCACCUUGCUGGUGUACAGGUAGAGGCUGUAUCUGUUGAUGCACAGUUUGUAUUAGCCAUCCUCUUCAUCAUUUGUCAGUGUAUGACCAUAGAGCCACUCUUGGCCUAUGUUUCUAGGUGGAGGUCCACUCUAUGCAACCUAGCAUACAGUCCCUGACAGAAGUUCUGUCGCUUAUCCAUGUUGUAGAAACAA